Molecule: messenger RNA, 6801 nt
Organism: Pipra filicauda (Wire-tailed manakin)
Lineage: Eukaryota; Metazoa; Chordata; Aves; Passeriformes; Pipridae
Product: poly(rC)-binding protein 3-like
Exons: 13
Coding region: 210-1259 (349 amino acids)
Biological process (GO): negative regulation of mRNA splicing, via spliceosome
Cellular component (GO): nucleus; cytoplasm
Molecular function (GO): mRNA binding
Source: RefSeq, a predicted model, not a curated record
UCCGCGCAGGGCGGCACGGAGGGAGCCGGCGGGUGCAGCCCCGCGCAGGGCGGCACGGCGGGAGCGGCGCACCCUCGGCAGGCGGGAGCGGCGUGCGGGCUCCGGGGCUCCGGCGGCGCGGGUCCCGCUCCGCAGGUUGAUUAAGUGAAUAGAAAAAAUAAAAAAAGAAAAACGAAGCUACUUUCAAGUAUUGAAGAUACAAGGCCAGGAUGAACACGAAGGACGGAAAAGUGUCUGAAGGAGGUCUCAAUGUCACGCUUACCAUACGCCUUCUCAUGCACGGCAAGGAGGUUGGAAGCAUUAUUGGAAAGAAAGGUGAGACAGUGAAGAAGAUGAGAGAGGAGAGUGGUGCUCGAAUCAAUAUUUCAGAAGGCACUUGUCCAGAGAGAAUUGUGACAAUAACAGGCCCAACAGAUGCAAUUUUUAAAGCUUUUUCUAUGAUUGCACUAAAAUUUGAAGAGGACAUAAACGCUUCGAUGACGAACAGCACGGUGACAAGCAAACCGCCCGUAACGCUGCGGCUCGUCGUCCCGGCAAGUCAGUGUGGAUCCCUUAUAGGAAAAGGAGGUUCCAAAAUCAAAGAAAUCAGGGAGUCCACAGGAGCCCAGGUGCAGGUAGCAGGGGACAUGCUGCCGAACUCGACGGAGCGCGCAGUGACUAUCUCGGGCACUCCCGACGCCAUCAUCCAGUGUGUGAAACAGAUAUGUGUGGUUAUGCUGGAGUCCCCACCCAAAGGUGCCACCAUCCCCUACCGUCCCAAACCUGCCUCUGCACCUAUCAUUUUUGCAGGUGGCCAGGUAAGAGCAGACACCAUUUUGGCUUCAGCUGGAAACCACACCGUCUUGGCCCAACCUCAGCCAGCGCCUGCAUUCACGAUUCAGGGGCAGUAUGCCAUCCCUCAUCCAGACGUGAGUCCAGCACAUUUGACCAAGCUUCACCAGUUGGCUAUGCAGCAUCCCCCCUUUACUCCCCUUGGGCAGACCACCCCUGGUUUCCCUGGACUGGAUGCCACUACUCCAACCAGUUCCCAUGAACUUACUAUUCCCAAUGAUUUAAUAGGCUGCAUUAUUGGCAGACAAGGCAGUAAGAUAAAUGAAAUCAGGCAGAUGUCAGGAGCGCAGAUCAAGAUUGCUAAUGCCACAGAAGGCUCCGCAGAACGACAAGUUACAAUCACAGGAUCCCCUGCAAACAUCAGCUUAGCACAGUACCUCAUUAAUGCAAGGCUGUCUUCAGAAGUUACUGGCCUGGGGGCUCUCUAAUGUAUCUCUUCAUGCCCUAGUGCAUUAGCCACCAGACAGGACUUUUCCAAAGCCCCAUGAGACAAUGCUUUCUAUGGACUAAUCUACAGAGGAGUUUCUGCCAUUUCUAACUUUCUUAUUAUUCUGAGACAUCAAAAGAAAAUACUUCUUUACUCUUUAAGCAACUGUGCUUCCUAACUCUUGUGUUGCUUUCAUUACUGUUCCAGUUUUAACUCUGUUGUGGCUCAUAACAUAAAGCAAAGACAAGUUAUUUUCGGGGGUUAAUUUUUAUUGAUGUUCAUGCUUUGGCUAAUCUGUAUAAAAGCAUGGGCCGUUAGUGUUCUAAGCCACUGUAUUCAGCUAGAGACUUGACAGUAAAUUAAAUGAGACGUUUUUAUAAAUAAAUUUUUUUCCUGAUUAAAAAAAAAAAAAAAGACGUGGUAGCUUUGUGCAUACAACUGUUGUGUUGUUUAAAUUUUGUUCUUUGUAACCGAGUUGCUAAUUUGUCAUUUAAGAAGCACUAUUUUAUGAAUUGUCAAACUAAGAUCACAGACAAAUCGCUUGUUUUCAUUAAUGAUUAAACGUUCAUAUUAUCACGCUUAAGGUCCCACUGCUCAUUGGGAAAGAGUGUAACACCUGUGCAAAAACAGGCAAUGUUAGAAAGGAUGUUAGCCCAUUGUCAGGGAUGAUGAGGCUUUUCAGGAGUAGAUGGAGCCAGAUUGUGUAAUUAGUAGAGUAAGCAAUAUUUCUCUAAAACUUUAUUUGGUGUUUAACAAAGUUGCUCCUUAAGAACCUCACACAGUGAACAGAAAAGACAAAUUUGUCUUCUUGUUACAAGCAGCCACUGGUUUGUAUCUCCAAUGUUUUCCCAAACUGGUUUAUAGAUCAGAUACUGGGGAAAGAAAAAUAAGAACAAAAGAAUGAACUUGGGUACUGAGUACAGCAUUGCUAAGACCCUUCGUUCUUUCCCAUUCCCAGCAGCAUUGUUGAGUGAGGCUUCUAGACAGCACUUUCCAUUCUGCCAGGAAACUAGCCCAGCAGCUGGGAGGAGCAUGGCAAUUUGCAUUAGAAGAGGGAGAAUGGAGAGCUGAGGAGGCCAGGGGACUGUCUCAUUCUGCCCUGAUACUCUGCUUGAGCAGUUCAGGUUCUCCUUUAGAUCUGCUGAAGCACUGCAGUCACAGCCUCAAAUUCUCUCUUCACACACAGGCAAAAGAAAGGUGCUGGCCCUGAGCUGCUGUCGCGAUCCAGCAUCUCUGGCUGCACGCUCUGGCCACCUCUCCUCUUAGGGCACUGGCAGUACUUCCACAUUUACUGCUUGCUCUCUCUUCAUGAGAAAAGCAGAGUUUUCUGGCAGUGCAAGUGAGUAGCAUCCUUAAUGACAUGAGCCUGAUUCUACAACCUUCAUCUAUUAAGGUCUCUCCUUGCUUCUGGGAAUUUAAUUUGGGGUCCCACUUCCCUUCCCUGCCCCAGCUGAACUUGUGAGCCAUACCACAAUUAUUUUACAUGGUCUGCAGGAUACAGACAGCUCUAAAAUGUCUGGAUCUUGAGUCUGAGCCUGGUACUGUAUGACCAAGAUGUGCAUACAGACUUGCAGAUCUCUGUAGAAGUCAAUAACUUUUCCAAUGCAGAUGCAGCCACAGAGCAAUUCUUGACAACGAAGGCUGCCAAGGAAGAUUACAGAAGAGCUCUUUGCAUCCCAGCAUCCAGGAAGCCUUACCCAAUGUUGACAAUUAGCUAUUUCAACCCUUAGGUUAAAAGAACUAUAGGCCGUAGUACUAACCUUGAUAAAAUUCUGUUGUUAUUAUUACUUAAAAAAUAUUUAUAUUACUUAGAAUAUAUUUAAAUUCGUACUCUUGAAAGGAGAGCUGAAGCUGCUUUUACAGCAGAGACCUCCAUAGUCUUCAUUUCCACAACAGCAGAAGCUAUUUCUAUGGCUAGCCUGGCUAAUGCAAACAAACAAACAAAAAAAUUAUUGGAGCUCAACACUAAGUAGGUCAAGAUUUUGCUCUCCCAGUAGAGCUGCCAGGCAAAGGGCAGCAGCAGCAGCUCUGUGUUGUAUAGUAUCUUUCACAUUAAUAAUUCACGUAUGCCUUGCAGAAUUGGCUAGAAAAGACCGAGAUUUAAAUGAACUAGUGUAGGGACACGUUUGUGUAUGGAAUGAGGAGACAUAAAAGGACAAAGGAAGAAAAAGAAGUCUUUUAAGAGGGUUUUUGCAAAAAAAUACAGGCACAAGUGUGAUAAACUCUAGGCUCAUUUUAAUUUCAUUAUUUUAGUUGGAAAAUAUUUCUGAACGGCAAGAAAAAGCUCCUGAAUAGCUUUAAUAUAUAAACCGGGCAAACAAAACACUAGAAGGUAUGUCUGGAGGGGGGGAAAAAUGCAAAAAAUAGUACUACCCAGGACAAAAAUCUAAACCACUCAUGCCCAAGGUAGAAAAGAGGAAGCAUGUACCCAAUGUGAAAAGGUCACUGCCCACACAAUUGUGAGUUUCCAGAUGAAAGACAGCACAAAUUCUGCAGCUUCCGCAUCAUCAAAUAGCUGUUAGGUUUCUGGAAACAUCUCAAGUGAAUUCAAGCAGCUCUGUUGUGUUUCUCGAGUGAAAAAAAUUGAAAUUAUGAAUGCUGGCUGGAACAGUCAACCAGAAGGAAAACAAAGUUAGUCCAUUGUUAAUAUGCAGAGUGCUUUGUGUUCUCAGGCAUAGCCAGAGGGCAUCUGUGGGCCCCAAGGUUCAUAUCUGUGCCAGUCAAAGCUCCUAGGAAGCUAACAGCAUAAAUCUCACUGGUGCCAUCAAUGCAGGCACCUGGUAAGGGCCUCAGCCUCAGAAGGCUUUCAUGGACAAGGUGGUGUUUGUCAGGUUUCACAAGAAAGUGUUAAAGCGUGUGCUGACCCCUUUCCCACCCAAACCAGGCAGAAAUGGAAACGCUGUCGUUGCUUUCAUUUUUAAAUACCCAACAGCAUGAAAAAACAGCGUUUCUCUCAUAUGGGAAAGAUCCAAAUCCAGUUUAUUCCACAGCCUCAAUAUCAGCUGAACAUAUUUCAGCACUACUUAUGUACUUGGAACAGGACCUUCCCCUUUUUGGCUGAGUGCCAUGAUUAUCUAACAAGAAAGUCACAUAUACUCACUAAUUCAGUCAUUUUACAGGGGCACAGCUUCUACAGAAAAGACUGGAAUUGUUAGACUGCUCAACUAGGUCACACAAAGCGGCCGUUCAAAGGACAGCAUUGAAAGGAGGGAUUUGAACAGAGAUCUCUUGUAUCCUCCGUAACUGCUGUAGCCACCAAUUGUGCAAGGCAUUUUUCCUCCACUGUAUUUAGAUGUCUGCACAAAGGAAAUGCUCGCAUUUCUUUUCUUAGCUAUCAGGCCAGGAUAGUUGUAACUGAAGUGAUGAACAGAAGAUCAGCUGAAGGCAGAUACUGAAAAACUGCUUCACACCUGAAAUUUCCAACUCUUGGCCUGAGCAAUCCUUUCUAGGGAUACAAGUACACACCACCCUUCCUGGCACGGCAGUGUACUUGAUCAAUUCACUCGUUCGAUGAAGGAAUGCAGGAAUUUUGAUUAAAGCAGUGUCUGCAUCUGUCCUGUGUCCUGGAUGCAUAUGUCCUGUCACUCUACAGACUGGCAUGUGUCUUAAGACAGUAACUGAAAUGAAAGAGAAGUGUCAAAUUCAUUUGAUGCUACCUAACAAAAGGGAAUUUCUUUAACAUUAUAUACUCACAUUAAGGUUUCUAAUGGCAACAUCUUGAUUCCUACAGGCUGAAUGUCUGAUUUUCUAGUGCAAGCUUUCUGAAUUCUAAGAAAAAAAUUCGGAAAAUAUUGAAAUAUUUGAAAAUAUUUGAAUAUUACUUCUCAUUAGAGUUAUUUCUAGCUCCCUGUUUUAAAGAUGAUAAAAUGCAGAGAAUCUAAUUAUAGUGGUAUGAAAUAAGCAAAAUCUGUCUCUCCUCAAAUUGAAAUUAUUGGCAGGUGGCCUGGCAAAAGCUAAUGUUAGCAUUCUUUUUAAUCAGUAUUUGCAAUUCUGAAGCAAAUUUUUAAAUUAAAUUCUGUGGUAGAGGAAUAACAAUCACGUUAGCAAAUGAGAACGUUGUUUGGUUUGUUGUUAUUUGGGUUUGGUUGUUUUUGCACGAUUGCUUCUGGCCUUUUUCCACAAUCUGUUUUCCAAAUACAGACCUUUUCCCACAUCUGCUUUUAAGUCAUGACAGCAGCAGCAGCUUAUUUCUUCCAGGGCAAGAGAGAAGGUAGCACACCGAUUACCAUUUGUGACUGACUGCACUCACCUGCCAGAGAAGAGCUGAUCAUGAGCAGCUGGCAGCUGUAGCUGUGGUAGCUGCGCCUGCAGAGCUGCGUCUUGGAACUCCAUUUCAAACAUUCAUGCACCUACAGGCACAUACAUCCUGGCCCUGCAAGGCACUUAACCAGUUUCACAACCACUGAGCAGGGGAACCUCAACUACUUUUUGGUGCCAUGAAAUUCCACAGUUCUUAAGUUUGGACAACACUCUCCAUUAUUAUUAUCAAUCAACGAGGAUUACAAAUGUUAAGCACCUUCCCCCUUAAUUCUGAUUCUUCAGUUUUCUGGAAGUCCUGGAGAUCAGAGAAUUAAAAUAGUCUUCUCAAUUCCAAUUAAAAUUUCAUUUUUAAUAGUGGCUAUGGACAAAGCUAGUUAUUAGGACUACUUUAAUCUUUAUUGUUUAAAAAUAGAAUUCAAGAAAGUUAAGAAAUGAGAGAAAUUAAGGAAGCACACAUUUUUAAAACAAUUAUUUUCUCUGAUUAAUAAUCAAUCUAGCUCAACAGCUCAUCAGAAGUACAUAAAAUUGUUUUCUAAAGCUGAAGAUAUAUUUCGAUUAUAAACUAAUUAUGCCUAUGUUUUUCUAAGACACAGGAGAUUAUUUACCUUGAUAAAUUAGCUUGACUACUUACUAAGGUUAGGAUAUAUCCCUCUUCUCCCUUAUAGCCACGCUACUUCCGUUGCUAAAAAGCUGGAUGAUUUCUUGCCUUCUUGACAUAACAGCACACGUAGAUCAGUGGUCACAAAGGACAAAGUCACUACUCCCACCAUCUUCACAAAGCUCUCUAAAAGCUUUGUUCCACAUGCUGAAGAAAUGUACAGUUACACAGCAGUAAGAUGGGUAAAACUUGGAUACAACAUUAUUUGUAGAUCUCUGAGAUUCCUCCAAGAGCGUCAACCCCUAAACAAGAAGCAGCCAAGAGGGACCAAUGCUGUCACUUCCCCAGCAAUGCAUACACGCACUGGCCAGUCCAUCGUCUUUACUCUUUCAACAAGUUGUGCAAGGUUAAUGAAUAGAAUGAUGAGUGAUCUGGUGUUUAUUCCUGCCAUCUCUUCCUAAUAAUAACAAUGGGCUGCACUGGUUUGGAUUUCAAUGUACAAGCUCCAUGCUCUGUAACUAAACUCCCUGCCUUUAGCUUGUUACCACAAGAUACCCCUAAAGAUGAGGGCAACUGAACUAAAACAGCUGAACUGUUUUAAUGCUCAGUUCAUUUCCUGUUCAUCUGCAGCUGAAACCAUGAUUUGCAGGUUCAUGUACAAGAUGAAAGUAAAACUACAGAAAAA